CAGACUCAACUGCUUUCAUUCUGGAGAUGUUUUCACUGGACCCAUCUGAAUUAGCUAGAUUGUCUUGUAACCUUUUUCAAAUCGGACUCUAACUUCCUCCUCGUGCAUUGGUGGUGGUUUGUCCCGUCGCGCCACGUCCUCACCGACAUCCACCACAGGCGGAUCAGAGCCAGCAGGACCGGAAGGGCUCACCAGCAGAGAUGCAUAAAGAAAACUUGUACUUCACCUUUUAUCAACAGCGGCAUCUCUGUGAUGCUGUUCUAAGAGUGGGUGACACAGAAUUUCACGUACACAAGAUCAUCUUGUACGCCUGCAGCCCAUACUUCAGGAAUCUGUUCACUCAGUGGUCAAGUCCAGACUGUCGGAUCUUUGACAUAACCGAUGUGUCACCUGAAACAAUGAGCCUCAUCGUCGAGUUUUUUUACACUGGAUGUGCUCCGGUCACAGAUGUCAACGCCGCAGAGCUGUUUAUAACGGCGGAUCGCUAUGACAUACCCGGUCUCAUGCAAGUCUGCUCCGACUUUUUGGAGAAAGAACUGAAGAUAGAGAACUGUAUCAGCAUCUGGUUGUUGGCAGACUCGUAUUACUACCCUAAACUGAGACAAAAGGCUUUCUCCUACAUCCUGACUCGUUUUGAGAGGGUAGUUGUGGCCUCUAAACAGUUCCCUCUUCUCUCUGUUCAGCAUCUCAUUGAAAUCCUUCAGAGCAAUCAGCUCCUCGUGGAGACUGAAUCAAAUGUGUACGAAGCCGUCCGAAAAUGGAUCAGUCAUUCACCAGAUGAACGAAGGGAAUAUAUGUCUCUGCUCUUACCGCACGUCAGACUUGCCUUAAUAAGUCCAAUGUUCAUCUGCAAGAAUGUGGCGAAAAUCCCAUUCGUGUGCUCAAGCCAAGAAUGUCGACUGAUCAUCCUCGAGACGCUGGACGCUUUCCUUCAGAACGCCACAAAAUUUUUCCUUAAAAACACUGUCUGGUGCCCUCUGGCUCCUCCCAGAAUCCCCCCCGCUUUGAUCUAUGCUAUAGGAGGUUGGAGUAACGGCAACCCCGUCAGCACCAUCGAGGCAUACGACCCCCGCACUGAGCAUUGGGUGAAUCUAAGCUGCACAGAGGACGUUCCCCGCGCUUACCAUGGAACCGUUGUCCUGAAUGGGUAUAUUUACUGUGUUGGUGGGUAUAACAGAGUGACACAGCUCAGCUCUGUGAGCAAGUUCAACCUGAGGACAAAAACCUGGCAGGAGGCGUCACCAAUGCACGUCAAACGCUGCUUCGUAAGCGUAACAGUGUUGGAUGGAAUCAUCUAUGCAUUGGGAGGAUACGACGGCCUCAGAAGACUUAGAAGUGCAGAACGCUAUGACCCCGGAAGAAACCAGUGGACGUUCAUUUCAUCAAUGCACGACCGAAGAAGUGAUGCCAGUUGUGUAUCCUUCGAAAGGAAGGUGUACAUCUGUGGAGGCUUCACGGGGAUCCACUGUCUGUCAACAGUUGAGUGUUACAACCCAAGAAAUAACCAGUGGACAUGGAUGCCCUCUAUGAGCAGCAGGCGCAGUGGCAUUGGGGUCGCCGUCUGUGAACGCAGAAUAUAUGCGAUUGGUGGCUUCAAUGGAACGAAUCGCUUGAGAACUGCCGAGUUCUACAAUUCUGUCACCAAGUCCUGGGAGACUGUGAGCCCCAUGCUGUGUCCUCGCAGCAACUUUGGCAUCACAGUGGACAACCACUGCCUUUAUGUUGUGGGAGGCUACAACGGCAACCGCACCACCCAGGAAGUCGAGUUCUUCAACGCCGUAACUAACCGGUGGAUUGAUGCCCGUGACAUGGUGGUUUCUCGCAGCGCACUGAGCUGCUGCUUGGUGGAAGAACUCAACGACAUCAUGGAUUACAUUAUACCCGUUGUCCCCGGUACAGGACAAUUGGAUGGAGUGUUCUAGAUCGAGCGAUAGAAUGAUACACAGAGUAAUACGAUGAGAAAUAAACCUUGGUGCAUCCAU
Molecule: messenger RNA, 1982 nt
Organism: Oryzias melastigma (Indian medaka)
Lineage: Eukaryota; Metazoa; Chordata; Actinopteri; Beloniformes; Adrianichthyidae
Product: kelch-like protein 10
Exons: 6
Coding region: 201-1922 (573 amino acids)
Molecular function (GO): protein binding
Source: RefSeq, a predicted model, not a curated record